AAAAGAUGCCAAUAUCUCAAGCUGAAAGGCCCUACUUUACAGCCUGGACACGGACAGGACCUUGGUGAACCCUGAACCGUGACUGGUGACAGGACAGCGACAGGUGACUGGUCAGUGGUCACUGAUGCACUGUUAGACUAUUAGUGAGGGCUGAGAGCCAUACUAUCCUGCCUAUCCAGGUCCAGGCAUGAUAAUAAAUCAAAAUAUUUUAUUCUUUCAUAUUAAAAGUCACUUAUUGUCAAUCUUGUGUGAAGUGAUCUGGUGAUGCUGAUCAUCUGAUGCAAUGGCAGAUAAAAAUACUGUGGAUACUAUUCAACUCUACAAUGAUCAGCUUGAACAAGUGAGCUUAGCUCUGCAAGCAAGUUGUCUUGAAGCAAGUGACCGGCAGCAACUAGAGCAGCUGCAACAAAACCUCAUACAGUUGCUGGAGUUGGAGUUGGAUCAGUUGCAGGCACUCAAAUCUUCCGCAUCAGACUCAGUGCAACAGCCUCCUGCUGGUAGCAACAAUCAUACAAAAACUGAAGAAGAAAUAAGAAUAGAAGAAGAAUUGGCACUUUUUAAGACGGAGAUAGAGCAAUUGGAUCCUAAACCAUCAGACUCAAAUGAAAACACCCAUACUAGUGCAAAUGAAGUUAGUGAUGAAUCUUCUAAUGAGGAUUCAUCAAGAAACCUUUCUGGUGGUUCAACUUACGAGCUUGAAGAAAUUGAUUCAAAAGAUUCUGUUUAUUCUCUAUUAAGUAGAAAUUUAUCAGAUUACAAAGGUUUUACUAAAGCAUGGACCACAGAAGAGGUGAAUAAAUUAGAAGGUGCUGCUGUGUGUGCACCAUAUACUGAAGAAUGGGGUGGACACACUUACCACAAUGCUGUUGUAAUGAGCAUUGGAAAUCCAGAUACUGGAGAACUUAACCUAGAUUAUCCAGAGGUAGUGGUGUUGUUCAGUCAGCCAACUAGCAGAGCAAUGCUACCAUGUCGCUACUUCAUGUCUGGUGUUUGCCGUUUCAACGAUGCAUGUCAAUACAGCCAUGGGAGCUUGGUUGCAGUGCACCUUCUCAGACCAUACAUGUUUCCUGACACAUCAUCCCUGGAAGUGGGAAGCAAAGUGCUGUGUCGUCACGCAUUGUCAUCAAGUGCGGACUCCAUCAUUCCACUGUGGCAUCCUGGUGUUGUGGAUGCCAUUUUGCACGCAGAUGAGGUAGUGAGUGUGCAGUGCACUCCAUGCAGUUCUGUGGUUGAGUGUGCCCUGGAUAAGAUAGUGCCCCUGCCCAGCGAGUCUCAAUCACUGCAGCUCUCGCCUUCGAAUGCCAUUCCAAUUGAACCAGGCAACAGCUCGACGUCAUUCGAGAAAGGUGAUCUUCUGUCGGAGACAUUUACUGAUGAUGAACCACCUAGUGAAUGGCUUCUGAACCCAACUGCUGUUUCUGCUCUUGGAGAGUGGGAGAAGCACACCAAAGGCAUUGGAUCCCGCCUCAUGUCCCUAAUGGGGUACGUGGCCGGAGCAGGACUCGGGCGACGACAAGAGGGCAGAGUGGAGCCUGUGCCCGCGUAUCUCUAUCCCCCUGGAGUAUCGCUGGAUCGAUGCAUGGAACUGCGUGAAAAAAGCGGCGGAGAAGAUCUUCUUCAGGUCGAAAAAAGACUCAAGAAAGAUCAACUUAGAGAGGAGAAGAGAAUAAAGCGAGAGGAAGAGAGGAUAUCUGCGAACACAUCGGUCUUCGACAUCAUCAACAAUCAACUUGCCGGGCCUGGCGCCAAGAAAGAUCGUAUGAAGGCCAGUAAAGAUUCGGUGAACGUCGAUAAAUCACACCUCAAAACAAACUCCAGCAAAGAGCUAAACUUGAAAGGGUAUCAGCUCGGUCAGAGGUCUGCACAGCUGGAGCGCGAAAUUGUUCAUCUGUCUCAGUCGAUGGCCAGACAAGCUCCUCGUGAUAAGGAGGCAGCUGGCAGCAUCCAGAAGAGAAUAGACGAGAAGAAACAAGAGCUUGAAUUGACCAAUCGAGCUCAAGCUCGGGUGUCGUCAGAGCAAAACUCUCGCCGAGAGAAGAAAAAAUACGAUAUAUUCUAAUUUUGAGGAUUGUUAGAAUUAUCAUACAUGAGCAGUAGUGUCGCAAGUUGACGUUCUAUCGCCAUAGCUGUAAUGAUUGUAUUAGCGAUUUGUUACAUAAGCAAUUUUGCCAAUAUUAUUUAUUCAAACUGCUGCUGUUAUGCUUACGGUUUAUUGCAAUUGUUCACGCAAUUUCCUAUUGUUCACUGUGAGAACCAUUGUUCACGCACUCUUCUCAUAGUCAAGCAUUGCGUAAUUACCUUUCAUUUACAGUAUAUGUAAGUAACCGUAAAGUAAUUACAUGUGUAAUAGUUUUAAUUUUAUUAUGCGAAACUAGGUGCAAAAUUUUGAAAAAUUCGCAUGGAUGAUCGUUGAGAGUGCAUAAUCACGAUGAAUACCAAUUAAUUGACAAGCGUGUCUAUCGUUUUUUAAACGAGGCUACCGCUUUUUUUGCGUAGAAAAAAUUAUUUCCUGGCUUUUUUGCAAGCCUCACAAAUUUAAACAUCGAAGCAUUAAUGGAUAAAAAAUUUUUCACAUAAUCCUCAAAAAAUAAAUGUUUUAAGCAGCUUCGGAUAUAAGGACAUUAACAGGCUCUCAAUGCUUCAGCCCUGUAAGCGGAUAUUGCCCACAACCAAAAGCUUCCAAAGUGCAGAGUAAAAAUAAUAAUUACUUGAUACUGAUGAUGUAAAAGCACAACGUCAAUCAAGUAGCAAUAUCAGUAGACCGAAACGAAGGUGUCGGUAGUGAAUUGAAUUUAACUGUCCAUACUUUGCGGAGCUCUCGUGCAGAUUUACUGCGGUGGCGUAACUUUUAAAAUUACAUAUUGUACCAAGCCGACUAAGUGUGACUGAUUGGCGACGAAUAAAUACUCGUACAAGAAAUAAUAAAAUCUGAUAAAGUUAAUGGAUUAAUAAUGCAAGUAAAUGAAAGAUAUCACGAGCUCGGGACUGCAGCAGCAGGAGCAGAUUUUUUCUUAGGCUUGACCAGGUAAUGGAAAUUUGGCAGCACCUUGUUGAGAAACUCGAGCUGCAAGGCCUGCACCUGUAAUAAAUUUUUCGUCAUACAGAAGAUCGUACUCGUAUCCAUAGAGUUGAUGGGCAGUUAAAACUAUGUAUGAGGUGCCACCAUUUGGCCGCAAGGUUUUUGUUUUCCCUUAUAUUUCUUUGCAGAAACAGGUUGCAAAUAUAUUGUGACGUGAAUGACCUUCAUGCUUAUUACAUGAAAAUUAAAUGCGAGAAAAAUCAGUGAAAGUGCUCAGAUUUUUUUUU
This is a messenger RNA of Hyalella azteca, 3306 nucleotides long. RefSeq names its product zinc finger CCCH-type with G patch domain-containing protein. The record is from RefSeq and is a predicted model, not a curated record. Gene Ontology annotation, cellular component: nucleus. Bases 284 to 2059 code for a protein of 591 amino acids. Gene Ontology annotation, molecular function: RNA polymerase II cis-regulatory region sequence-specific DNA binding; DNA-binding transcription factor activity, RNA polymerase II-specific; metal ion binding. The transcript is spliced from 11 exons. Gene Ontology annotation, biological process: negative regulation of DNA-templated transcription; regulation of transcription by RNA polymerase II. Lineage: Eukaryota; Metazoa; Arthropoda; Malacostraca; Amphipoda; Hyalellidae.